CUCCAAUGGAUUCGUCCGUUGUGAGGCCUUUACGGUAGGGAGUGUUGUUUGUAGGACUCAAGUUUUACGUUACUUUAUGUCUGGAUUUUUUGAAAUCAAGAAACACAAAAUUGUUCGAUUUCAUAGCUAGUUAACUAGCGAAUUAUUUUAUCUAUCGAGGCGAGUUACAGAGCCGAUAGUUUUGGGCGUGGUUCACUGCUAAGUUAGCCGCAGAAGGAAGGCAUCUUCGGCGAGCAAAGUUCCAAAUCCGAGAGCUUAUGAUGCCGACGUUGCGGGACAGUACCAUGUCUCAUCCUGGCGAGAACCUUCACCAAGUCCGGGUAAAAGCUUACUACAAAGGCGACAUCAUGAUCACUCACUUUGAGCCAUCCAUCUCCUACGAGGGUCUAUAUGGCGAGGUCAAAGACAUGUGCUCCAUGGACAAUGACCAGCUCUUCACCAUGAAGUGGAUCGAUGAAGAAGGAGAUCCGUGUACAGUGUCAUCUCAGCUGGAGCUGGAGGAGGCCCUGAGGCUCUACGAACUCAACAAAGACUCUGAACUCAUCAUCCACGUGUUUCCAUGUAUCCCAGAGAAGCCUGGCAUGCCCUGUCCAGGAGAGGACAAGUCUAUAUAUCGUCGCGGGGCAAGGCGCUGGAGGAAACUCUACUACGCCAGUGGCCACGCCUUCCAGGCUAAACGCUUCAACCGGAGAGCUCAUUGUGCCAUCUGCACGGAUCGUAUUUGGGGUCUGGGGCGACAAGGCUACAAAUGCAUCAAUUGCAAACUGCUAGUCCACAAGAAGUGUCACAAACUGGUGACGGUGGAGUGUGGCCGACAGAUGAUUCAGGAGCCUAUAAUGCGGCCUGAUAGAGGGGCCUCCACCAUGCCACUGGACCAUUCAGAACAGUCAGCUCCUCAGAACAAAGAUUCCAGGGAGAGUCUGACCUAUGAUGGAGAGGAGAAAGAGGCGCGCAGCAGCAGAGACACAGGGAAGUCCGCGUCCAGUCUGGGUCUGGUGGACUUCGACCUGCUGAGGGUGAUUGGGCGGGGCAGCUAUGCUAAGGUCCUGCUGGUCAGGCUCAAGAAGACAGAGAGGAUCUAUGCCAUGAAGGUGGUCAAGAAGGAGCUGGUCAACGAUGACGAGGACAUUGACUGGGUCCAGACAGAGAAGCAUGUGUUUGAGCAGGCCUCCAACCACCCCUUCCUGGUGGGGCUCCACUCGUGUUUCCAGACAGAGAGCCGACUGUUCUUUGUCAUAGAGUAUGUCAAUGGAGGAGACCUGAUGUUCCACAUGCAGAGGCAGAGGAAACUACCAGAGGAACACGCCAGGUUCUAUUCCGCAGAGAUCAGCUUAGCGUUGAACUACCUCCAUGAGAGAGGCAUCAUCUACAGAGACCUGAAACUGGACAAUGUUCUGCUGGAGUCUGAGGGACACAUCAAACUCACGGACUACGGCAUGUGCAAGGAGGGCUUGAGGCCUGGAGACACCACCAGUACGUUCUGUGGAACCCCCAAUUACAUCGCCCCUGAGAUCCUGAGAGGAGAGGACUAUGGUUUCAGUGUGGACUGGUGGGCCCUGGGCGUGCUGAUGUUUGAGAUGAUGGCCGGACGCUCGCCCUUCGACAUCGUAGGGAGCUCAGACAACCCAGACCAGAACACUGAAGACUACCUCUUCCAAGUAAUAUUGGAAAAACAGAUCAGGAUUCCUCGGUCUUUGUCAGUCAAAGCUGCCAGCGUUCUCAAGGGUUUCCUCAACAAGGAACCCAAGGAGCGGCUGGGCUGUCAUCCUCAGACGGGCUUUGCUGACAUCAUGGGUCAUCCCUUCUUCAGAAACGUAGACUGGGACCUUAUGGAGCAGAAACAGGUUGUUCCUCCAUUCAAACCCAACAUCUCAGGAGAGUUUGGGUUGGACAACUUUGACGCCCAGUUCACCAACGAGCCUAUACAGCUCACGCCUGACGACGAUGAUGCGGUGAAGAAGAUCGACCAGUCAGAGUUUGAAGGCUUUGAGUACAUUAACCCUCUCCUGAUGUCGGCAGAGGAGUGUGUGUGAGGCAGAUUGUGUGUGUGUGUGUGUGUGUGUGUUUGAGAAGUAUAUGUGCGGACACUCCAAGCCACAGCGUCUCCUCGACUACAAUCUCGCUAGUUAACUCUGCAUGGUUUCCAGACAACCCAACGAUGACAUCACCAAUUAGCGCCCUUCUGUUGGACAGAGCACGGGACUAGAGACGCUAACUUGCCAAACUAAUAUCACAGUGUGUACGUAAGAGUCCCAAAUGGCGUCCUACACUCUACUUAGUGCAGUAGGGAAUAAGAGGCCUUUUAGGAUGAAAGCCACUCUGCCAUUUAUAACCACUAGUCCUUAAAAACCAUCUUCUCGCUUUAUUUUUGUAUCAUGUUUGAAAUCCGCACUGGUUUCCUUUUUAGUCAUCAGGGCGCGUUCUCUUCGUAGCCAAUAAGGGUUGGAGGUGGUUGGUUACCUAGGUUACUGGACACAGGGCGGAGGAAAGUGGGAUCCUCCUCUCUCCUCUACUUGGUGCUGUUUGAUGCAUAUUUUAUUUGUACAUAUUAAGUCAUUGAGGAUGGUUAUAUGUUUAGACCAGGCCUUUCAGCUCUAAGCCAGAUCACCAGGGAGACAUGGUUGAAAACUGUUCAAUAUUAGACAUCCACUAUAUGCGUUCUGAUUAGCUUUGUUGAAGCUCCAUGUUUGUAAAGGACAACACUAUUUUUUUUUUAAAUUUAAAAAGAACACUAAUCUAUAUAUUUGUCUGAUUUUAUUUAAUGAAAUGUCAGUCUCUAUGUAUGAUGACGGUUAACGUCCUAAAAUAGGUGUUGGUCUUCCAGCCUGGUCUCCUGACAAAACACAAACAUUGGUCCCCUGUUUACGUUUACAGUAUUUGUCGUGGCAAACUGUGUGACAGAACCAGGAAGUAGAGACCGGAACAGCCACAGCCAACCAAAACUAACUUAGAUACUGACAAUGAGCCAAUGUCAAACGGCACCCUCUAUCUGAUCAAGUGCCCAACAGAAGUGUUCUACACUACAGUAUGAAACGUAGUGCACUACUAAAAGGGUUAUGGUACCAUCUUGGAUGUAACCAAACUGUGAAUUGAAGAGUUUACUUGCUGGAGAGGAAUAGAGUAAAGGGGUGGGGCUGGAGCACUAGCAAAGUCCAGGGGUUGCUUCCCAAAUGACACCCUAUUCCCUAUGUAGUACACUAUGUAGGGAAUGGCAUUUGGGGGUAGGGCCCAAAACGCCUAUGCAGACAGACUAUCCAUGCAGUCUGUCGUUAACACCGGACCAAAAGCUGUUUUGUAAAACAGAGAAGAGGAUUUGUCUUGGUACGUUUAGUAAGGUACAGCAGUAGGAAGAUAUGUUGUCCUAAUAUCAUAGAAAUUAUAUAUUAAUUACAAACAAAUACUGUUUAACUUUUACAAUACAAUGCCUUUCUGAAACUGUUUUCUUUUUCAUAGUAUUUUUAUUUUUCUAUUGUUUUCCAUGCCUGUCAAUAUAAAUUGGAGUCCUAUAACAAGGAAUGGACCAGCACUGAUCCCUGGACCACUCCUGCCUAACCUACAGGUUUAUUUCUUGAAAGAGAUUUUCAUCAAAAGUUCAGAAUAGUGUUAAGUUACAACGUUGCUUCCAUCCAAAUUGACACUCUUCCCUACAUAGUUCAGCAUUGAACCGAGCCAUAAGGCCCUGGUCAAAGGUUGUGCACUAUUAUAAAGAAUAAGGGUCCAUUUGAGAUGCAGAUGGAGUGUUUAUAGUGGGGCCACAUGGUAAUCGAUUCAAGGAACAAAAACGCUUCUGAAUUUUUACUGUUACUUUAUAUUUCAGUUUUUCUUUUUGUAACUUUUUUUGUUUUUAAAAAAGGAAAAAAAAAAAGAAUUUGCUGUAACUAAUCGUUGAUCACUACAUUGACUGAUUUGUAAUAUUGUUAUUGGGUUAAGCCUGUAUGCAAGUACUGUUGGAUUAGAAUGAGGGUGAUGCAGUGUGUUUUAUCCAGAGGAUCCUGCUGAACUCUAACAGGAUGUAAAAACACUGUUGUUGUUUUUUUUUGCAAAAUAAACCUUUUAUUUCCCUC
Molecule: messenger RNA, 4064 nt
Organism: Esox lucius (northern pike)
Lineage: Eukaryota; Metazoa; Chordata; Actinopteri; Esociformes; Esocidae
Gene: prkci
Product: protein kinase C, iota
Exons: 16
Coding region: 258-2033 (591 amino acids)
Biological process (GO): protein phosphorylation
Molecular function (GO): diacylglycerol-dependent serine/threonine kinase activity; ATP binding; protein binding
Source: RefSeq, a predicted model, not a curated record